Messenger RNA from Thamnophis elegans (Western terrestrial garter snake), 3882 nucleotides. Its product is annotated as serine/threonine-protein kinase MRCK gamma-like. Gene Ontology annotation, molecular function: protein serine/threonine kinase activity. The transcript has 11 exons. The record is from RefSeq and is a predicted model, not a curated record. Bases 102 to 1682 code for a protein of 526 amino acids. Gene Ontology annotation, biological process: actomyosin structure organization; peptidyl-threonine phosphorylation. NCBI's taxonomy places the organism in Eukaryota, Metazoa, Chordata, Lepidosauria, Squamata, Natricidae. Gene Ontology annotation, cellular component: actomyosin; cytoplasm; cytoskeleton.
CCUGCUCACUUACCCCAUUCCUUCCGCAGGUGACGUCCACUCAGCUCUCCUGCCCUCCCACCACCAGCUCCGUGCUCUUCCUGGCCGACAGCGAGGCGGAGAUGCAGAGGUGGACCCAGGUGCUGAGCGAGCUGCAGCAGCUGCUGCGACAGAACCGGCACUGCGACCGCGCGGUCUACAUGCUGAAGGAGGCCUACGACAACGGGCUGCCCUUCAUCCCCCACGCCCUCUCAGCCGCAAUCAUAGACCGGGAAAGGCUUACUCUGGGUACGGAUUACGGACUUUUUCUCGUUAAUCUCAGGACAAACGAUGUGCUGCGGGUGGGCGACUGCCGGCGGGUGCAGCUGCUGCUGGUCUCCCCCGAAGCUCAGCUGCUGUCCGUGCUCUGCGGCAAGAACCAUGGGCUACGCAUCUUCUCGUGGGCGGAGCUGGAGACCCCCGAGGCGCCGGGAACCAAGAUGGUGGAGGCCAAAGGCUGCCAAGCAGUGGCCGUGGGGCUGAUCUGCCGCGGCAUGACCCCCGUGCUGUGUGUGGCCUGCAAACGGCAGGUGCUGUGCUUCCAGCUGACGGCCACGCACCCGCCCCACCGCCGUAUCAAGGAGAUCCAAGCGCCAGGAUACGUCCAGUGCCUGGAUGUAUUGGGGGACCGGCUCUGCGUGGGCUACCCGUCCGGCUUCUCCCUCUACCCUCUACUCAACGAAGGAUCUCCAGUCAGUCUGCCCCACGCGGAUGACGUUCGGGCGAAUGCCGUGGCCCAGAUGAAAGCGCUGAAAGCCGUGGAGGUCAGCCUGAGCGAAUUCAUCUUGUGCUUCAGCGGUUUCGGCCUCUACGUGGACCCGCACGGACACCGCAGCCGUGCCCAAGAGCUGAUGUGGCCAGCCACUCCUCUCAGCUGCUGUUACAAUGCUCCUUAUUUGUCUGUAUUCAGCGAAAACAGCCUCGAUAUCUUUGACGUCCGGAAGGCGGAGUGGAUUCAGACUAUCUGUCUGAAAAAGGUGCGCGCACUGAAUCCCGAGGGCUCCUUGUGCACCUUUGGCAGCGAAAAAGUCCGGCUGACCUACCUCGGGAACAAAGCCGCAGACCAGGAUGAGUUCGAAAUCCCUCAGACCACUGAUAACAGCCGGCGAUACCUCAUGAGGACUAGGCACAAGCGGUGCUUCUCUUUCUGCAUCUCCGAGGAGGAGCGGCAACAUCAGAGGAGAGAAAUGAUGCGCAACCCCAGCCUCCGCGCUAAGCUCAUCUCUUCCCCGAGCGACUUCAACCACCUCGUCCACGUCGGGCCGAGCGAAAAGCAGCGUCAACUACAGGACCUACACUUGGCGCAGGAAGAGAAGAAGAGGGAGGCCGAAGUCCGAAUGCGCUGCAGCAGCCUCUCCGAGAUGCGACUGCCAUCACCCGAGGGCCAAAAUAGGACCCCUUUGGGGUCUGUUUCCUCAUUAAGACUCCAGUCAGCCAGAUCAAUCUCUGACAAUUCUUCCGGGUCUCCACAGUUGUUCUUCUCUGCUCUUUCGUCACUGGGAGAGGACAUUGUGGCUGGAGACAUUGUGAACAUAAGAAGCCUUUGGGAGCAAAAGGAGAACCCCCAAACAGAUGCAAAUUCUAAGGUGACGAUUGCUGCUUCCUUUGGGAGAAAUGCUAUGAUGAAGCUUAAUUUUUUCUGUAUAAGUGGCCAUCCAUGUUAAGCCUGGUGGGGCUUUGCUGGAAAAGGGCCCAGAAGUGAUGCAAAAUGAAACAACACAGCAGCUUAGUUUUACUCUUCCUUAAUGUAGCUUUGAAAAGAUGCUUCACGUAAUGCAUUGUCAAAUUAAAGCACCCUUGAAGGACUUCUAUAGCCACCCUGUGACUAUUAAAAGAAAGAUUUUUUCUCCCAUUAUUGUGGCUGUAUGCAGUUGGCUCCUCCUCAGCUCAUUGAAUGCAAGCUCUCCUGUUCAUGGUAUUAAAGGAAAAUUGUUCCACUAUAUCAAGUGAAAUAUGUAUUUAAUUCAGUGUUUUAUUUUGCCAGAAGCAUAGUAGCUGCCCGAGGAAGCUCACAACCGGUCAGGAGUGUGAUAGCAUCUUCCUGCUUGCGCUUCCCAACAAACGACAUACAGAGGCACAUUGCUUCUACCUAUGGAGCUAAAAACAAAUGUUCACAUUGACUAAUCCUGGGUCACGUAUUCCUGCCCAGUUCCACACAAAUCAGAAUUCUAUGUUCUUCAUUGUCAUCAUCUGUUUGGUUGGUAUAAAUGUCUUUAUCCAAAAAGGGGAUGGAGAGGGAUUGAACGCAGGGAAGGAAAAUUUGCAAGUAAACUACCUCCAAGCUAGUUGUGCAAAUAUAUUCUUAAUUUUCUGUGAAAAUAGAUUGGAUAUAAAUUUUAAUUCCAUGUUAGUGGCCAACUGUGUCCCCCCCACUCAACCUCAGAAGGUUGUAUCUUUUUCAACCCAACACCUCAAAGGGUGGUUGUUGUGGGAAAAUAGAAGAGGAGGAGUUUCAGGUAUGUUUGCCGCUUGUUACUUGCAAAAAUAAUACAGGCAGGAUACAAUAAAAUAAUAAUAAUGAAAUUCUCCCUUAUAUGGAACAUAUUGCACAGUAAAGAGGAUCCAGGAAUUUGGAAUAUGGUUUUGAGGAAGAGAGUCGAGAUCGAAAACCAUGGAUGAUUUAAAUAAAGAAAAACCUCCGAUGCUUUGUAAAGUAUUAACACAAAUAUUUAAGGAGUGAAGAGUGGAUGGGAAACAGAAGGGGGGAUAGAGGACUCACCAAAAUUCCCCUUUACAAUGUAUAUUUAUGUUCUCUUUUCCAUAUUGCUUUUUCUAACUUUAUUCUUGACCCUGUUCUCAUUUUAUUUAUUGCCUUUAUUUAUUUAUUUAUUUUUUGGGGGGGGGAAUGUAUGCAACUGCAUAUCUUACAUAAAUAAUUGUGAAUGACUGCAGACUGGUACCCAUCCCUGGACUGGGAAUUGGGGACUCCUGAUUUAAAGUGUAGGAGCAUCUGGAAUAACAAUUCAGCAGAUUUGCUUGUUAACUUUUGAGCUAUUUUUCUGCAGAGGUUUGAGGUGAUUUUGGUUUUUGACAUAGGAUAGUGAUGGUGAAUUUUUUUUGGCACAGAGUGCCCAAACCGGACUGUGCAUGCAUGCACAUGCAUGUGUGCGCACUGGAAACCUGAACAACAGCUGGCCAGUGUGCAUGCAUGCACUUGCCAGCUGGUCUUUGGCCAUGCCGGAGCACCGAAAACCUGAACACCAGCUGGCUGGGCAUCCAUGUCUGUUUUUGGGCUGGUUUGGGGACCAUUUUUGUGGCUACUUUUAGCUCAAGACAGCCCAAAAAUGCCCAAAAGAUGGGCUGAAAAUGGUCUGGAAAAUGGCCUGUUUUUUGGCCUAUUUUCUGGCGCUCUGGCACCCAUGAAGACCAGUUAGCCGGCAUGCCAGGAAUCAGAUCAGCUGGCGACAGCGCACAAGUCCACAGAGAGGACUCUGCAUGCCACCUCUUGCAUGCAUGCCAUAGAUUUGCCAUCACAGACAUAGGUUCAGGUUUUUCUGGUAUCAAAUAAUGAACUGUUGUUUAAACUUCCAGGCCAAAGAAAAAGGAACAGAAGCACAGUGCAUGAAAUCAGCCCAUAUUUGAUGGCUAAUGGUCAAACUUAGUUUUUUUCAAAGCACUUCAAAAACUGUAGGGUGGAAGAAUAGUAAGGAUUUGGGUUUUAACCACUGAAAUUGCAAUUUUUCAUCCUCAUUUUUAGGUCAAGAUUCCUGGCAAGAAAUAUAAGUAUGUGGCAACUGGACAUGGACAGUACAAAAGGGUGCCAAUAGAAGAUGGGGCGAGGGCAAAAUAGCUGUGCUGGUACCAAACUCACAGGUAAAGGUAGGCUGAUGUACUAAAUAGCAUUUGCAAAUUCUUUUUGCACAU